AUGGCCUUCAAUGACCUCCUGCAGCAGCUGGGGGGCAUCGGCCGCUUCCAGCAGAUCCAGGUCACUCUGCUGCUCCUCCCCAUGCUCCUGAUGGCCUCCCACAACACCCUGCAGAACUUCACGGCCGCCAUCCCCACCCACCACUGCCGCCCACCUGCCGAGGCCAACCUCAGCAAGGAGGGGGAGGCCUGGCUGCCUCGGGACAGACAAGGUCAGCCCGAGUCCUGCCUCCAGUUCACCUCCCCCCAACAGGGACCGCCCUUUCCCAAUGGCACAGAGAUGGAUGGCGUGGGGGCCACAGAGCCCUGUACCAAUGGCUGGAUCUACGACAACAGUGCCUUCCCUUCUACCAUCGUGACUGAGUGGGACCUCGUGUGCGCAUGCAAGAUCUUGCUCCAGUUGAGUCAAUUCAUUUUCAUGGCAGGAAUGCUGGUCAGAAGCUUGAUGUUUGGGACCUUGACAGAUAGUCUGGGCCGGUGGAAGGUAAUGAUCUGGACCUACCAGCAGUUAACAGUAUCAGAGACCUGCACUGCCUUCACACCCAACUUCCCAUCCUACUGCACUUGCCACUUCCUCUCAAGCAUGGCUAUCAGUGGCAUCAAAAACAACGCCCUGACAUUGAGUGUGGAGUGGCUGCCCAACCAUUCCCGGCCAUGUCUGAGCCUCUUAGUUGGAUUAGUUUCCAGCACAGGCUGGCAUGGCUUAUGCUGGCCCUACUGGUGCCACCUGCAGCUGUUGUUUUCUCUGCCCUUCUUUGUCUUCAUCUACUCCAGGUACUUCACUGAGUCUGUCCUCUGGUCCUCCUCUUUGGGGAGGCUGGACCUCACCCUGAAGGCCCUACAGAGAGUGGCCUAGAUCAAUGGGAAGCAGGAAAUGGGAGCCAAGCUGAGUAUGGAGUUGCUCCAGAUGAGUCUACAAAAGAACCUGACCAUGGGCCUAGCCCACCCUGUGUUACAGCUGCUAUGCUCCCCUGCUGUUCACCACCUCCUAUUCUGCCUCGUGUCACUGUGGUCCGCAAUCUUCUUCAGCUUCUAUGGUUUAGUCAUGAGUCUGCAAAGUUUUGGGAUUAACAUCUACCUGAUGCAGGCGCUCUUCACAAUUGUAAGAUUAUUUUAUUUCCUGGGCUUUUUGGCCACCAAAUUGCUGGACCUCAGGCGUACCCAAAUGGCCUCCUCACUGCUGUCAGGGAUCUGCAUUCUGGCCUGUGUGAUGAUACCGCUGGACUUGUCAUUCCUUCACAUCACGAUAGCUGUGUUAGGAAAAGACUGCCUGGCUAGCUGUUUGAACUGCAUCUUUAUGUAUACACCGGAGCAGUACCUCACAGUAAUACGGCAGAGGGAUCUGAGCAUGACAUCAACUUUGGCCAACGCAGGCAACAUCCUGAGCCCACUGGUGGGCAUGGCCACCGAGAUCUACCCCUCCUUGCUCUUCAUCUACGGAGUGGUCUCUGUGACUGCCUGCACCGUCACCAUCUUUCUACCAGAGACCCUGGGCCAGCCCAACACAAUUCAGGACCUGGAGAGAAGGUGGGCUGUGGAAAGAGAAUUGGGGCAGGAGCAGCAGAUGGUCCUGCUCCAGGCCUCCUGA
Rhinolophus ferrumequinum (greater horseshoe bat) is the source of this 1587-nucleotide messenger RNA. Its product is annotated as solute carrier family 22 member 6-like. NCBI's taxonomy places the organism in Eukaryota, Metazoa, Chordata, Mammalia, Chiroptera, Rhinolophidae. The record is from RefSeq and is a predicted model, not a curated record.